This is a messenger RNA of Hevea brasiliensis (rubber tree), 789 nucleotides long. Its product is annotated as glutaredoxin-C1. Gene Ontology annotation, molecular function: glutathione disulfide oxidoreductase activity. The transcript has 4 exons. Gene Ontology annotation, cellular component: cytoplasm. Bases 267 to 644 code for a protein of 125 amino acids. Gene Ontology annotation, biological process: cellular response to oxidative stress. Lineage: Eukaryota; Viridiplantae; Streptophyta; Magnoliopsida; Malpighiales; Euphorbiaceae. The record is from RefSeq and is a predicted model, not a curated record.
CCCACUUGGAGGCGAAUGGAUCAAAACGCUGACGAAUUUCGAUUAUUCGUUUGGGUUGGUAUCGAAACUUUCCACGAGACACCUGUGGAAGCUAGGCGUCAGUUAGCUACAACAGCGAACAUCCACUAGACACCUGUGGAUCAGCGUUUCUCUGCUGCUGCUACCAAAACUUUCCACGAAAAUCCAUCACAAGACACUUGUUCUCCUUCUCGGCUGCGUUUGUUUCUCUCUGUUUCUCCAACAAUAACUAUUAAUUAGAGACACAAAUGGGUUCGCUUUUGAGUUCUACCAAAAAGACCAAGGAAGAAAUUGAAAUGGCACUUAAAAAAGCAAAGGAGAUCUCCACUUCUGCUCCUGUCGUCGUUUUCAGCAAAACAUACUGUGGUUAUUGCAAUAGGGUCAAGCAGCUGCUGACACAAUUAGGAGCAAGUUUCAAGGUCAUUGAACUGGAUGAGGAAAGUGAUGGAGCUGAAAUUCAAUUAGCUUUAGCAGAAUGGACUGGGCUAAGGACUGUACCUAAUGUGUUUAUUGGUGGAAAACACAUUGGUGGUUGUGACUCUACACUGGAGACGUACCAAAAAGGUGAGCUCUUGUCUCUUCUCAAUGAUGCUGGCGCCAUUGCCAACAACUCUGCUCAGCUGUGAAUGAUGUGGAAACAGGAUGAUCAUGUAGCAAGAUUAGAAUAAAAUGAGUCUCCUUAUGGACCAAACUAAAUGGUGUCUUUUAACGUUGAUACAAAAUAUGGAUAGUUCAUAGUUGAAUGUAUAGUUAAAAUGGUUUUUCCUGCUA